This is a messenger RNA of Brassicogethes aeneus, 650 nucleotides long. The record is from the annotation of a GenBank genome assembly. Lineage: Eukaryota; Metazoa; Arthropoda; Insecta; Coleoptera; Nitidulidae.
UAAUUUGGAAAUAGAACAAGUAAAUGAAAUAAAAUAUUUAGGAGUACACCUAGAUGCUCAUUUUAAAUGGGAUACCCAUAUUACUCACUUAAGUAAAAAAAUUAGAAGAAUGUUCUAUUCAUUUAAGCAAUUAAAUAAUAUUUUAAAUGAAAAACAAAUACAGAUUGCUUACUAUGGACUUGUAAACUCGGUACUGGGAUAUGGGAUCUUAGCCUGGGGAGGCAUACUUAAAACGCAUUUGAAUAACCUGGAAAGGGUACAUAAAAGAAUUGUAAAAAUAAUGUUUAAAAAAGAUUUGUACUACUCGGGUAACCAACUUUUGCAAGAAAAAAACAUAUUAAAUGUUAGACAAAUAUAUGCCCAACAAUUAAUAAAGUGGCAAUUUAAAAACGAAAAAUACACCAAAACUCAUGCAUAUAAUACAAAGGGCAGCAUAAAUAUUACAACAAAAAAAGCAACAAAAACUAUUGGAACAAAAUCUCAUACUUAUUUAGCUCCCAGACUGUACAAUUUUUUACCUAUCUCUUUAACAAAUACUAAAUACAUAACAAAUAAAAAAAUUAAAGUCUGGUUAUUUAAACAAUCUCCACAUAAAAUUGAAAAUUUUAUUGAAAAUGGGACCUUCUCUUAGGUUUGAUAUGACAUAUUUU